AUGGGCAGCGCUGUUUCCAAACGGAAGAACCCGCGGAGCAAUGCCAUUUGCUCGGCUGAAUCCAAGGUCAGAGCAGCACAAGCUUUCAGAGAGUAUCUGUCGCACACUGAGCCCAGCACCAGUAGCACCAAGGCAUCAGAUCACCUGGUGGCUGAGACCUUGAUGGACCCAGAGGAUUCCUCGGAGAUCCAACAGCCCGCACAGAACAAGCGCCGCCUCUCCAUGAUCUCUCAGGGAAGGUUCGACCGCAGUUUUUCGGAGGAAGGGUCGGAGAAGCCGGCCGACGGCCAGAAGCCGCGGGUCUACACCAUCUCGGGAGAGAGCCAGUUGCUGUCGGAGACCGAGGGGACGGCGGCAGCGGCGGCGAGCACCCCCGGCAAGGAGGCGCGGCCCCCGAAGGCGUCCGGAGGUGGAGGUGGAGGUGGAGUGCGCUGCAGGAGCUGGGCGGGCAGCAGGCAGAGCUCCAGGGAGUGCCCGGGCUGUGCGAAGGGCGCGGGCUCCUCGCAGCUGCUGACCGUUGAGGGCGAGCACGUGCAGGGGCGCGAGGCCGCCCGCCACCGCAAGAAGCUCGAGCGCAUGUACAGUAUGGACAGAGUGUCCGAUGAUGUCCCAAUUCGGACUUGGUUCCCAAAGGAAAACCUCUUCAACUUUCAGACAGCAACCACCACAAUGCAGGCAAUAUCGGCUUUCCGGGGCUGCAUGGAAAGGAAGAGGAGGAAGCGGGAGAACGAAUGUGCCACUGUGAUCCAGAGAAAUUUCCGCAAACAUCUUCGAAUGGUUGGGAGUCGAAGAAUCAGAGUGCAAAGUCUUUCUGAGCGACAAGAAAAGAGUUUUGGUCGCUCCUGGAGUGAUCCCACGCCAGUGAAAUCUGAUGUGAUUGGUGAACCUCGAGAAAGUCAGGAGUUGCAGAGUUCGUGCUGCGCUUUAGAUGAUGAUUUUGAUGAUCUCAACUGGGAAGCGGAGAAGGAGCUUGAGCUGCUGUCAUGUGAUGGUGAAGACUUUGUUCCGCCCAAGAUCAUGCUUAUUUCAUCCAAAGUCCCCAAGGCAGAGUACAUCCCAACCAUCAUUCGCAGAAAUGACCCUUCCGUCAUCCCCAUCCUCUACGACCAUGAGCAUGCUGUUUUUGAUGACAUCUUAGAGGAGAUUGAGAAAAAGCUGAAUGCCUAUCGGAAGGGCUGCAAGGUCUGGAAGCUGCUGAUCUUCUGCCAGGGGGGACCUGGCCACUUGUACUUGCUGAAGAACAAGGUCGCCACUUUUGCCAAAGUAGAGAAAGAGGAAGACAUGAUCUUGUUUUGGAAGAGGCUGAGCAGAUUGAUGAGCAAGAUCAACCCAGAGCCAAAUGUGAUCCAUAUAAUGGGCUGCUAUAUCCUGGGAAAUCCCAAUGGGGAAAAGCUUUUUCGGAGCUUAGCUACCUUGAUGACUCCUCACCGAAUAUCCUUUGAAUCUCCGUUGGAGCUUUCAGCACAAGGGAAGCGGAUGAUCGAGACAUACUUUGACUUCCGUCUGUAUAGACUGUGGAAAUCCAGGCAGCAUUCAAAGCUACUGGACUAUGAUGACAUCUUGUGAGGCAUGAGAAAGCUCAGAAUUGGAAUAAUCACUUGUAAACGCUCUUAUCGAGAACGACGUCUCCUCAGUUCUGGAGGCAAAUAGAGGGUCUCGGAAGGGAUUGAGAAGAGGCAGAAAACAUCUCUGUUAUGUCUUGUUCCGACAAAGAAAGGCUUAAUGGAAGUCGAGAGAAGAAUGGCUUGGAGAUGUUAGGGCCCUUUUCUCUUUGAAUAGAGGGAUCAGGAAUCAGAAUUUUUACUUCUGCGGAAUGUUGCCAAUUCAGGUCAAAACAAGUGAGUUCAGGGUUUUUUUAAAUUUCAUCCUGAACUCCUUACGCAAAAGACAGGACUGAAUAGUUAGUUGUUGGAAUCCUGGGAAAACCAGA
Molecule: messenger RNA, 1930 nt
Organism: Hemiscyllium ocellatum (epaulette shark)
Lineage: Eukaryota; Metazoa; Chordata; Chondrichthyes; Orectolobiformes; Hemiscylliidae
Gene: nsmfb
Product: NMDA receptor synaptonuclear signaling and neuronal migration factor b
Exons: 16
Coding region: 1-1566 (521 amino acids)
Biological process (GO): positive regulation of neuron migration; regulation of neuronal synaptic plasticity
Cellular component (GO): cytoplasm; nucleus
Source: RefSeq, a predicted model, not a curated record